Diabrotica virgifera virgifera (western corn rootworm) is the source of this 15237-nucleotide messenger RNA. RefSeq names its product TBC1 domain family member 14-like. Bases 200 to 2185 code for a protein of 661 amino acids. The record is from RefSeq and is a predicted model, not a curated record. NCBI's taxonomy places the organism in Eukaryota, Metazoa, Arthropoda, Insecta, Coleoptera, Chrysomelidae. The transcript has 6 exons.
UUAAUAAAGUAAAAAGUAAUCACUUCAACUUCACUAAAUCAGAAUCAGGUUUCAUAGUUCAACAUGUUAAGCGAUAAAAUUGAUAUUCUCAAAACAAAUUAACAAAAACAAAACAUUUCCAAUGGAAUAGGUCUUUGUUUUACCUAGCUUGUAGUGUUUCCCACAUGGUAAUCAAAUGCGGGCUAGUCUUUGAUUAAUAAUGAAAAAUUUUGAUACCUAUGAUUCAAUCAAAGAUAAACAAGUUGGUGUACCUAAUGGAGAAAAUUUAAGAACUGGAGAGACAGAGCCUGAAGAAGAUAAUUUUAAUAAAAUAAAAACUGUAGCGAAGCAGUAUGACUUCGAUACAAAGCUGUGUUAUUCAAAUAAUUUAAGUUUAGACUUGAGAAGCCAAAGUUUACCAGACUGUAGUAAUAAUGACAGCCAGUUAAAUGUAUCUCUAGAUGAUUGUGAUUGCAGUAGACCGCAGUAUGAGGAUAAUUCUCCUAGUCCUAAAAGUGACUCAUGGUUUAAGACUUUUAGAACAUGGCCAGAAAGAUACGAAAAAUUAAAAAAUGUAGAAACAAGCCCUAAUUCAUCUGCAACAAAACCAGAAAAUACUCAUGAAAGCUCUCAUUGUGAUCUUAUUGAUAAUUCAAAUUUAAAAAAUAAACUCUCGUUUAAUGAAGCUUUACAAAACAUAUCAUUAGCUUAUAGUCCAAUAACGAAACAGUUACAUUUAGUUGACAAUCCUAAGAUUUGUGAGACUGAUUGUAAUAAUGACAAACAUUUUGGCAAUACCGAAGACAGUACAGCAAAGAAGUUGGGACAUAGAAGGACUGAAGCUGGAUCGUUUUCUAGCACUAUCUCCAGCUGGAGUGCUAUUAGUGAUCCUUCAACCUCUGGGAGCUUGAUAGGCUCUGAAGAUAGAUCUGUGUCUAGUUUUGAUAUCAACAAUUAUAAACCAAGGAGGAAAAGUCUCACUAGUUUCUUCUCCAAACAUGUAUUUACAUGGAAAGGUGCAUCAAACGAACCUGUUAUUAGUGGCAGUGUGUGGAAGAUAUUCAGCAAACAACCCAGUCAAAGUGUUCAUGGCUCUCCCUUGCAUGGGGUAGCAAGUUCCUCUGCUUUAAUCCAGCAUGAAAGACCUUCAAACUUACCAGCGAAAUCUCAAGAUGAAGAACAAAGGCACAAAGAUGAAUAUAGGGCCAUAUUGGUAGCUGCUAAAAAGAAAGAGGCUCAAACAUCAGCUGCCAAACAGAAGCAACAGAAGUUACAAUUAAAAGUAGAAGAACAACAAGCAACUGCUACCAAACACUUUACCCAAAAUGUUCUUCCAAAUUGGAAUACAAUGCGUUCACAUAAGAAAACUCUUGAUCUCUGGUGGCAAGGAAUUCCUUCAAGUGUCAGAGGAAAGGUAUGGAAGCUCGCUAUAGGCAACGAACUGAAUCUCACUCCUCAACUCUACGAUAUUUGCCUUAAUAGAGCCCAAAAUCGUCUUAACAAUACUGAUGGAAUCCAAUGUGAGUCUGAAGGAGAUCAAGAAAGCAGUAUGGAUGUUAUACAGCUAGAUAUUUCAAGAACUUUUCCACACCUGGGAAUAUUUCAAGAAGGAGGACCUUAUUCUGAAGCUUUGCACUCUCUGUUAGCCGCAUAUGUGUGCUAUAGGCCUGACGUUGGAUACGUCCAAGGAAUGUCAUAUAUAGCAGCGAUUUUAAUCCUUAAUAUGGAGCCAUGCGAUGCUUUUAUAUGUUUUGCAAAUUUACUUAACCAGCCACUUCAUCUUUCGGCGUUUACUCUGAACCAGAGUAGAAUGCAGACAUACUACAACGCCUACGACCAAAUUUUUAGUUAUAACUUACCGAAACUUCAUGCUCAUUUCACUAACUCUGGACUGACGCCCGAUUUGUAUUUACUGGACUGGAUAUACACGAUAUAUGCGAAGGCUAUGCCCUUGGAUAUCGCUUGUAGAGUGUGGGACGUUUUCCUUCGUGAUGGCUAUGAAUUUAUUUUUAGGACUGCUCUAGGAAUACUUUACUUGCAUCAAGACGUUUUGAUUUAUAUGGACUUUCUGCAAGGAGCACAGUUUCUUACUCACUUACCAGAAGAUAUAUCGGCAGAUUCUCUCUUUAAAAGUAUACAAUUAGUUAACACUACGAUAGGCAAACAAACUUUUAGUCAAAUUGUUGAGAAGUGUAAGUUUAGUUAGUAUAUAUUUAAAAUAUUUAAUUUCUUCUUCUGGAAGAUGCGUUUUGAGAAAAAACUUUAUGACAUACAGUGCGUGGUUAUCUUAAAUUAAUCUCGAAAAGUCAGGUCAUUCAGCCCUUUUUAAAUUGUGUGAUAUAGGUCUUCCACUCUAACUUUUCCCAUGCGUCACGAUUUAUUUUAAGUUUAAUCAAAAAAUAAAGUAAAACGUACGUCGAUGUGUAGAUCAUUAAUACAUACUGUCAGAGUGUCCGUGGUCAUAUUUAGGAAAUUGCUAUUAUCCCGUGAAUGUAUUUUAUAAAGUUAUUUUAUUGAAGUGUUUAUGGAAGUUGGACAAAUGCCAGGUGAAUGGAGAAGCAGUAUAUUAGUUAGUACCUGUCUACAAAAACAAGGGAGACAUACAACAAUGUACAAACUACAGGGCUAUAAAACUACUUAGCCACACCAUGAAAAUAUGGGAGAAAGUAAUUGAUAGACAAAUAUCCGAUAAUCAGUUUGGCUUUAUGCAGGGCAGAUCAACAACAGAUGCAAUUUUCAUUGUAAGGCAACUGAUGGAAAAAUACAGGAAUAAAGAGACCAACGCUCAUAUGGAAUUCAUUGAUCUUGAGAAAGCAUAUGAUAGAGUUCCUCGAGAGAUUUUGUGGUGGGCACUCAAUAAGGAGUCCCUGGCGAAUAUGUAAAGAUUGUGAGAGAUAUGUAUGAGGGAGUAACGACUAGUGUUAGGACAGGUGUGGGAGAGACUGGUAAAUUUCAGGUGAAAGUAGGAUUGCACCAAGGCUCGGUGCUUAGUCCUUAUUUAUUCUCAUUAGUUUUGGACCAGAUAACAGCGAAACUACAGGGUAGCAUUCCAUGGUGCCUAAUGUAUGCUGAUGAUGUAGUGUUAGUAGGAAAUAGUGAAAGAGACAGAACAAAAACUGGAACAGUGGAGACAAGCUCUGGAUGAAAAAGGUCUAUCUUAGUAGGAUAAAAACAGAGUAUUUGGAGUGUUCAUUUAAAGAUGGAGUUACUACAAAUAAAAUGGUAUCUUUGGAUGGUGAAAUGAUUGUGAAAAGCAAUAGUUUUAAGUACCUGGGAUCGGUAUUACAGAGUAAUAGAGAAAUAGAUGGAGAUGCAUGCAGUAGAAUUAGGGCUGGAUGGAUGAAGUGGAAAGAAGCGAGUGGUGUGUUGUGUGACAGAAAAAUUCCAAUGAACCUGAAGGGAAAAUUCUAUAAAACAGCCAUAAGACCGGCUAUGAUGUACGGAACUGAAUGUUGGGCAGUGAAAAAGAAAGAGGAACAACGAAUGCAUGUGGCGGAAAUGAGAAUGCUUAGAUGGAUGAGUGGAGUGACAAAGAAGGAUAAAAUUAGAAAUAAGUAUAUUAGGGGAAGUCUAGGUGUGGCACCAAUUGAUGCCAAAAUGAGACAGCAUAGGUUAAGAUGGUUUGGUCAUGUUCAAUGUCGGGACGUUAAUUACCCAAUACGAAGAAUAGUUGAAGUGCAGAUUCCUGGAAGGAGUAGGAGAGGAAGACCAAAGAAGACCUGGGGGGAGACGAUAAGGCAGGACAUGUUGGUAAAGGGGAUUAACAUUGAUAUGACCCAAGAUAGAAUUGUGUGGAGAAAUGCAAUUAGGGAAGCCGACCCCGCAUAGGGAUAAGGCAAAUAGAAUGAUGAUGACGAUUUUAUUGAAGUGUUUAAUAUUUUUUUCGCUAUUGAGGAGAUUGAUGGACUCAACAUUAAGCAUAAAGAUAAGACCUACAAAAUAUAAAGCUAAAUAUAGAACGGUACUAAAUAAAUUAAAAAACAGUCACAACAAAAAAGUUAAUAUUGUUAAGAAGAUUUAAUAUUGCCUAAGGUUGAGAAAUACAAAGCUGUCGAGUGAAUUACAUAAAUAAAUUAUUAAUAUUUUUAAUAAUAUAUCGUACCUUUGGGUAAACAGUGAUACAAGUGCAAAUUUUUCACAAAUUUAGUUAUCAACACUACGAUAUUACUAAUACUCGUCUUUGUCUGGGGACCCCAAAGUCAGUAUUGCAACUCUUCCUUUAUUUAACUGAAAUAUUUAUUUUUUGUAAAUAUAAAACCACAUAAACUUUAUUGACAAAUAAAUAAAACUUUAUUGAUUUAUAAAACCAAAUAAACAAUAAAUGCAACUAAACCAAUAAAGUUUCACUGUCAUUGAAAAUUAUAAACGCCAAAAUUCAUAAAUGAGAGACCUAUCAAAGACAUUCUGUAUUAUUGAAGUGAUACUUCUUAACGAUCGAGAGUGAAAUUUUAUAAUGCCGGGCGCAUGCGCACACAGACAGUAUGUAGUUCGUUGCUAAUCUUUCAAGAUAUAUAUGUAUCAGCGCUGUCAGCAAAUAAGUCAUUAAAAGGAUAUUAGUGUUUUUAUUAAAUGUAUUAUUUAUUAUAAUUUUUGUGUCUUUGGAUUUGUCUUCCUCGGGAAUAAGAUAUUUUAUAAUAAUAGUUAGUAUAGUUAAAGUAUUUUUGUAGACUUCAUUUGGUCUAUUAAAUUUGUCAGUAUAUAUGAGAAAUCUUGUAACCUGCCAAAGCAAAGGCAGUUUAGCUCAGUGGGAAAGUGUGUGACCGGAGAUCGAGAGGUCCCGGGUUCAAAUCCCGGACGAUUCAUAUUCUUUUUUUUUUUAAUUUUUGGUAUCGUUUUAAUAAAAAAAUUUUAAAAGUGGUAGGUAAGAAAGUUAGUUUAAUAUUUAAAUAAAUUACAUAUAACCUGUUAAGUAUAUUUAUUUCUUUGAAAUUAUAUAAUAGAAAUAUAACUUCUUACAUGCGUACAAAGUACACACACAUUCUUUUUUAUCCUUGUUUAACUUAUGUAUUGUGAUUUCUAUGGAAAAGCUGCUUAAUUUUGUGAUACCUACUAGUUUCUGUGAGUAAAAAAGAGACCUAGUAUAAAAAGUAAUUCGUGAAUAAUUUCAUGCAUGUGCAAAGAUAUAAUGGAAGAACUGUAUCAACCAAUGUGCAAUGUAUUGAUGAAAUAUUGAUUGUUUCAGAACAAAGAAUGUAAAUUUGCUUUUGGCACCAAUAACUUUUAUUUCAUUUACUGAAUAAAUGCCACGUUUAAAAUUGGCUUUAAAUUGAAGCAAACUUCCAGAAAAAUGUGCUCAUUGUUUUUUUAAUGUUAAAGUAUUAAAUGUUUGCAAGAUUUGCCAAUGCACUGUAUUUAAAAAAUAUCUAAAAUUUGAGAACUGAUAUGUUAGAUCUAACGAAGAAAUUAUUAGAUAUGUUAUCUAAUGUAGAAGAAUAGUGUUACUCAGAUCCCGACUCUCGUAAAUUAUUUAAUUGGUAUGUGCUUUAAGUUUUAAUAUUUCUGAGGCAAACGCUUAGUUUGAAAGUUUGAAAAAUAGCUUCUGUUAAAAAAUCUGUCCAAAGCUGAAUGUUGUAAUCUGUGUAUAUUAUGAACAAAUUAUUUUUAUACUUCUGUCCCCUAAGCGCCUGCUUUAACCUAGUAUAUAGUAUAUAAUGUGUCCACGGACGGGGCGCCCAAGAGGAAAACUUUUCUUGAUAAAAUUUUUUGCUUGUUCUGAAACCCUAUAAAACGAAAUAAAAAUUCAAGUUUUUCAAAACCUGCCUAAUUUUGUACCCAAUUUGAUGUAAAUGUCUAUAAAUUUUUGCACUAAGUUCGAAAUCGUAACAAUAAUCUAGUGUUGCUAAGCUACAAUGUACAGUUACGGUCAUUGAAUAGUUUACAGGCUUACGUAUCUAGGAGCCGAUUUUUUAAAUUGUUACCUCGUUUAAACUCACGGUUCUUAGACAUUACUACGGUUGCCUAAAUCGACUAACCAAUGAACAUUAAGGAUGAGAUUACGUCACGAGAGUUUACUGUCAUUUGAAUCGUAAUAUGAUUUUUUUCGAAUCCUGAGAAAACCAAGUAUUUUAGAAAAAUUUAAUCGCAGGAUGCAAGAUUACAUUAUUACCGAGGGCGGAAAGCCCCUUAGAAUAAACAAGCAGAUUCUAUUGAAUGAAAUAUUUGAAAUUAAAUAUCACACUUCUCUUUUAUUUUCAGCCCUGUAACUUAUUAAAAUAAACAUUAUAGAAGUUUUCAGGCACUUUCAGCCCUCGGUAAUAAUGCAGUCUUUCAUUCUGAGUUUAAAUUUUUCAAAAAUAUUUAUUAGUUUUCUCAGGAUUCGAAAAAAAUGAAUACAAUUAAAACACAUUGAGAAUUUUGACAUGCGUCAAAGUUUUGCAUUAACUCAAUGUAAAAUUCUGAACUGUUGAAUUCCAGCUUCCCUAAUAAUUAUUUUACAUCAAAAGACAUUAGAAACUAUUUGAAGAGGAUUGAAAUCUGUAUUGGAAAUAACUGUUAAAAUUGGUCUACGUAAUUAAACAUAUUCCAAAAUUUUGUAAAAAUGUAAUACAUUUUAGUUUUCAGCCCAAACGUAGGCCACCCACAAUGCAAUAAUGUUCACAUUUUUGAACUGUCAAUAUUUUUAUUUUAUCAUGUAUUGUUUAAAAACAAUACAGUUGAUAAGGUACCCUCAGUUGCGGAGAAAGGAUUAGUAAUAAAGAUUUUUUUAUUCAGUCAAUGGUGUGAGCACUGUCAGCAUAGUAAUGUGUGGCCUUUCUUUUACACGCAUACCUAUUGUGGCAAAUGUAUCAUAUUUUUCAAAAUUUUGGAAUGCAUUUAAAUCGUAGAACAAUUUUAACUUUUGAUUUUAAUACAGAUUUUAAUUCUCUACAAGUAUUCUCUCAUGACUUUUGACGUAGAAUAAUUAGGGAAGCAGGAAUUCAACAAUUCAGAAUUUUACAUUGAGUUUCCUAUGGCCGUUUUUACGAUUCACCACCCGGUAUAAGAUAAAAUGUGGACUAUUUGUCUUAUUAUUUCAUAAUAACACAAAUAAUACACAUAUAUACACAAUAACACACAUUCAAUGAUCGAAAAUAAUUUAAAAAUAUGGGAAUGUAAACUCUUGUGACGUAAAGUCAAAAAUAUAAGUCUCCCCACCACCGUCGGACAAGACAACCGUAAUAAAAUCUAAUAACCGUGGUUUCAACUCACCUUUUACGUCAAAGUGACGUUAACAGUGGUGUAUCUAGAAUAGUUUAUUUAAAAUUAAAAAAUAAAAAUAAUAUAAAAAUAUAUUUUUCAAAGUUUAAUAAAAUGGAAAGUAUAUAAAGAAGUUUUUUUUGAAUGGAAUAGAUUAUGGUCUUAAUAAUGAAAACAAUGAAGUCUGGUUUGAAAAUACCGAUUUUAUUUUAUAUAUAUCCAAAAUUAUCCAAUUUUUGUUUGAUUUUCAAUAUGCACAUACAACAGUGCGUAAAUCGUUCAGCUGGACAUAGGGAACAUACAUUGGAUAUAUUUAGAUACAUAAAUACGUACAUUGUAUUAUAUUAAGAUAAUUGUGGCAACUCCGCUGUCUCAAUGAAAAUAUACUUGUUAGAAUUAAGAUGCAUUAACCUCAAAAUUGACAAAUAAUUUCGGCUGACACAAAUAAACGUCAAAACAUGAUAUUCUAGAACUAUUUUUGACCUAAUGGGAAAACUGUGUCUGUUUAAUUUGGAAAUUAAUUUUUAAAUAAAAGAUAUUUUAAAAAUUAAAGUAAAAUUAUUAAUUCAUGAGUCAUAAUCUUUGUUUUUGAUUUAUUUAUGGACUGCCUUGCAUUCAAAAUCAUUCAUUCUAUUCGUUGUAACAACUCUAUUGCACCAGAAACUCGUAUUCGAACAGAAGUUUGAACUAACACAGGUUAGCGCAGUUGCCACAAUGAUUUCAAUGUAUAUUCCCUAUGUCCAGUAGAACGAUUUACGUACUGUAUAUGGCUCACGUCCAAAUCUGCAGCAACUUGUCUUAAAAACCAACCUUCUUCGAGUUUGGCAAUUGCUCUUGCUUUUGUGCAUUAUUCAAAUUUAUUAUAACCAUUUUGGAGGACUUUGAUAUCGUUAUUUUAUGUUUCAACACUCGCGAAAUUUUUGACAAGCAUUGACUUUUUGACUUUGACAUUUAUGAAAUCCGUACGACACUGUAAUUUUACAGUAUUAUAAUAUAAAAAUUAAGGUGUAAACUAUUCAGUGAUCGUAACUGUAGCUUUUGUUGUUUGUUUGGGUUUAUAUGACUGCGGACACUAAGUCCAUUCGCCAAAUGUAGCUUAGUACAAUGUAGCUUAGUACAUAACUGUAAACUCCGAUAAACAAUUUGCGAACUGUCAUUUUUUUUUUGAAAAUGUUAAGCGUUCAAUACAGAAUUUAUCUUGUGAUAAAUUUCAUUAUUAAAAUUAUUGGAAGAAAAAUUAUUUAAUUAUUAAAUAAUUGCAUGUUUAAGGAGAACGGCAAAAUCUGGUUUUAUAAUCAAAGAAGCGAAAGGGUUGUUCUCCCAAGUUAUUAUUGUUACAAUUUCGAACUAAGUGCAAAUAUUUGUAGGGAUUUACAUAAAAUUAGCUAUAAAAUUAAGCACGUUCUGAAAAAAUUUAAUUUUAUUUCGUUUUAUGGGGUUUUAGAACAAGUAAAACUUUUUAUCAAGAAUGACAUUUUUCGACACCCACGGACACCCUAUCCGUGGAUACACUGUAUAAAGGUAUUUCAUAUUAUUCUGUAGAAAAACAUACUGAUACAAAAUUUUGGCAAUAGAACGCCAAAGCAGCCAAAGAUACUGAAUACAUUACAUAAAAAAUUAAACAUUUUUUUAAAGGAAGACAUAUAAACAUUGCUACAGCUAACCGAUUAUAACGUGACCGGUGAAAAUCUUUCCCUCGAGUUGCUCAUAGCAAAAAAUAUUAAUUUUAACAAAAAUAAAGCAAUAUUUACAUGCAGUUUACCAACAACAUAACACUGCAUCAAUUUAAACAAUAAAACAAAGGUUUAGAUGUUUACAUUCAAUAAUUACCAAUGGAAAGUUUUUUAACAAAGUAGCUAUCAAAACGGGCAAUAGAAUAUGCACUUCAUUCAAGAAGACAAAGGAACUGCUACAUAUCUACUCCACAUCCCCUACCCUGUUUAAAAUAUUCCUGAAAAAAACUCUGAAACCAUGGAAACGAAAGUGCGAAUGAAUGGGUAUACGGGUAAAAAACGAAUACCUAUAUUGGGACCGUGCAAGUUCGGCAAAGCGACCCCUAUUUCUACGCUCUGUACUUUUAUUCGCUUUUUUAAUUAUAUUGGCCAAUUAUAUUAGUCCUGGUUGCUGGAUAAUUGUCAAGGCCAUAGUCCAAAAAAAUAGUAAGAAGAAAAAAUAAGAUUCAGGUUAUGUUAUGAAAACGUGAACAAUUGUAUGUAGUAAAUAAAAUUAGUUAUUAAAAUGCAGUACUGCACUCAAAAUACAAUUAAUUAAAUUUACCUUUAUAUAAUAAUUGCAUAUCAUAUCAAUAUUGUGGAGCAAUAUAUAAUUUUUCUGCUUCAAUGACAGAAGGUAUGAAAUAUAUGUAAAUUUGACAAUUUCAAUUGACAAUAUGAAUUAUUUAAGAAAGUUGCAAUAUUUCUCCGCGACUCGCGCACCGUCGUUUCUCGUUUCCCUUCCAAGUACUUGCACACCGCGAAUACCGUAAGUUUUACUGACGACCAAAUAGUGAUCAGACGAGACGAAGAUGACAUCAAUUUUAUGAUGAGAAAACUGGAACAGGAAUAAAAGAACUGGAACAAAGAAUGGAAUGGAAAUAAACCUAAAGAAAACUGAAUACCUAACAAUGAAGAAUACAAAAAUAAAACAGAUGGAAAUAGAGGGAGGUAAACAAAUCAAAGGAACAUACAAGUGCAAGUAUUUAGGUUUCAUAUUAUCAAACAAAGGAACAACUGGAGAAGACAUACAAAAUAGACUAGGACAAACAAGAUACUGUAUACGAAAAUUGAACCCGGUACUGUAGCAUAAGAACAUCAGUAUAAAAACAAAAAUAAGAAUAUAUAAUACCAUGACAAGAAAUAUCCUGACUUAUGGGUGUGAAAAUUGCAUAAUAAAUAAGAAAAUUAAAACCAAAAUAAGAGCAACAGAAAUGGAAAUCCUAAGAAGAAGCUGCAGAGUAACAAGAAGAGAUAGAAUAAAUAACAUAGGGAUUAAGGACAUAAUGGGAAUGAACUCAAGAACAGAUGAGAUUAACCUGGUACGGACAUGUCAGAAGAGCAGACAAAAAACGUUGGAUAAACAGAAUAACAGAGUGGAGCCCGAUAGGAAGAAGGAAAAGCGGCAGACCCCGAAGAUUUUUCAGAGAUGAAGCGAACGAUGCCAUGGAAAGAAGAAAUCUUCAGGAAGGGAACUGGCAAAACUGAAGAGAUCUGUUGAGUGAAGGAAUACAGUGAACACUGCAGAAAUCCUUAGUAUACAUGUAUAAGUUUUUAAUCAAAACUAAUUACUAUACACUGCCAUUAUUCAAAAUUAUUCUUCUUUUUUUCAUUUAAAGAAGUCCACAACAGUAAGUUUAUUAUUUCUGCUAUUAAUAAGGAGUGGUAGAACUUUAAUAUUGUCAAUGAAUCUGUCAAAAUAUUCAUAAGCUCAGUAAAUCGAUUGUUGAAUCGGCAGGUGUAAAAUUACAAUUUUUCCUUACCAGCCACGUUAGAAUCGGACAGCUGUACAAGAUCAAGUAUCGAUAUAUUUAAAUCGAUUUUUUUGUUGAUCGAUACAACGAUUAAUUAUUAUCGAAUAUUGCAGAUAUUUUGUCCGUAGUAGCACAAAAAUAUAAACAUUAGUGCCUUCUAAAUUUUUUGAAAUACCUUGUGUACUAAAACUGUUAAUGGAUUGAAUUACUUCCGUAUAUCUCAAAUUCAUCAAUCGGUGUUAAAGUAUGGUUUUUAUAUGUCACAUAAUGUGUAUUUAUUUAGGUUUGAGCCCGGCUCAGAUUUUUUUACUGUGUGAGUUAUAGGAAAAGUUCAUUUUAACAAAUAUACUGACUGAUUCAUUAGUAGAUAAGUAUUUUACGAAUAUUACCUAUAUCAAGUUUCUCAGUUUUUUCUGUUGCAAGCUUUCAAACAUUAGCUGUCAAAAUAUUCAUAAGCUCAUGUUGCAUUAUGAGAAAGCAUUCGAUAACGUUCGAUGCACUUGAAAACUCCACCAUAACACUGAAUAGUAAGUCCAUUGAAAGAGAGCAAAUUUAAAUACCUGGGAAGAUGGCUUUUUGAAGAGUGGGCAUCGGACAGGGAAGUAAAAUGUCGCAUUGAGCAAGCUCGAGAAGCUUUCGUAAAAUUCAGGAAGGUACUGACCACUGACUUGUUCAGAGUUCGACCUUCAAUUGAGACUAAGGUUUACUAAGUGCUACGUAUGGUCGGUACUGCUAUCGGCAUGGAGGGCUGGACACUCAAAACGAGGGAUAUAAACAGAUUAGAAGCCUUCGAAAUGUGGCUAUAUCGCCGUAUCCUAAAGAUGCCACGGACGGCGAAAGUCACAAAUGUAGAUGUCCUUAAAAUAAUCAACCAAGAAUGUCAACUUUUCGAAAUUAUCAAGAAAAGGAAAACGGCAUACCUGGGUUACAUCAUGCGAAACUAAAAAGACCAGUUCCUUCAACUUAUAAUCGAGGUUAAAAUUGAAGGCAAGAGAGGAAUAGAACGCAAGAAAAUGUCCUGGCUCCAAACAUAACGCAAUGGACAGGGAUUACUGACAUAUAACCUCUGAUAUCGUUCGUCCGCUAUAACUUUUCCCAUGCGUCACGAUUGAUUUUCAAACAAAUUAAGUCAAAACAUAAAGUAAAACAAACGUCGAUGUGUAUAUACAUUUUGUAUACUGUAUAUUAUAUAUACUACACACAUCGGCGUACGUUUUACUUUAUGUUUUGACUUAAUUUGUUUGAAAAUGAAUCGUGACGCAUGAGAAAAGUUAUAGCGGACGAACUUUAUUUAUGCAUUGCAACAAACAGAGAGAUAAUGGAAAAUGUGAUCGCUAACAUCCAUUAAUGGAUUUGCAUCUAAAGAAGAAGAAGAAGAUUAUAUAUCUAGGACUUGAAAUUAUGUCAUGGCGACGUAAUAUUUGCCAAUGGACGAGAAUCCACAGUUAUGAAAUGCUUCGCAAUACUGCUAAAAACAGAAUUAUUUAAUUCUGACUGUCUAACAUCUCACUUGACAAAACAGUGGACGCCUACGCAGAAAUGCACGGCACCUUAAGAAGAAGAAUCAUAUAAAUGUAGUGUUUUUAGUAGUCUCCUUCUUCUUUUGGUGCUGUGUCCGUUUUCAGACGACCGUCAUCAUGUUUACGAGUUCUUGAAACCUUUAUCGUUUUUAGUAGUAAGAGACCAUUACUUUACACUUCUAAAACCGUAUCAAUUCCUUUAGUUCCUUCAGCACUUUAUACACAGUUUUCAGAAUAUUGCAUGCUCUCUUUAAACCUUUACUUACGCGUAUUCUUGAGAAUUUUACGCGUUAUUCUUGAGAAGGAACAGUAUGUCCUUUUGUUCCUUCACUAUUUUAUAUAUAACGUUCAGAACAUUUCAGACCCUCUUUAAAACAUGUGCAGGUAAAUGUGCCAAAAUUUUAUAAACGUCAUAGACAAUAAAAAGUCAAUAUUCAAAAUUUGUAAUUGAUAGAUAAUAUUUUGUAUAUCAGUCAGUAUAUUUUUUUAACGAGUGUAAAUAAAUACAGCACUGGGACUAAUUUUUUUUGCUAUGUACAUGACAAUAGGCUCUCUUAAAACAAUAAUACUCUCGAAUUUUCACCGCAAUAUUCUAUGCAAAAAGUUGAAGAACAAACAUUUAGUUGAUACUUAGUAUUUGGGUUGAUUGUUGAGUGAAUAGAACACAAAAUAAGAUAUCCAAAAUUAUAUGAGCCCUCUAUCUAGUAUUAAUAUUUCAUGACAAUAUAAUUUGAGGGGAUUGAUAUGUACUGAGGUUUCUAUGGACAAGCGGCUUAAUUUUGCGAUGCUAGUUUCUGUGAGUAAAAAAGAGACAUAGUAUAAUAGAUGGGAUGAAAAGUUCGUAGGCUGACACAUAGAUGACACUACUGGUAUUAAAUCCAUAUGAUGUUUAGUCAGCCCUAACCUUCAAAGGAUGCCUGUAUCAAUUUGACAGCUGUCGAAGUAUUAGUUUAUUAGAAUAUAGGAUUUUGAGUGAAGCAACGUGUGUUAGUUAAAAAAAUGGAUAAAAAGGAAUUUUGUGUCUCAAUAGAGCAUUGCGUUUUCGCUAAAAGAAAUAUUGUUGAUGUCAAUGCUUGGCUUGAUACACAUUAUUCGGACUCUGCACCAGGAAAACCAACCGUUGAGAAAUGAUUUGUUAAGUUUAAACGAGGCGAAAUGAGCACCGAGGACGAUGCACGCAGCGGACGCCCCAAAGAGGCUGUUACCGACGAAAACAUAAAAAAGUCCCCAAAAUAACUUUGGAUGACCGUAAAGUGAAGUUUGUUGAGAUAGCUGAAACUUUUAAGAUAUCAAAGGAACGUGUUGGAUAUAUUGUGCAUGAAUAUUUGGGUAUGCGAAAGCUCUGUGCAAAGGGGGUGCCGCGAGAGCUCACAAUCGAUAAAAAAAAACAACGAAUCGAUGAUUCUGAGAAGUGUUUGAAGCUCUUCAAUUGUAAUAAAACCGAAUUUUUGCGUCGAUAUAUUAUAAUGGAUGAAAAAUGGCUCCAUCAUUUCACACCGGAGUCCAAUCGACAGUUUGCCGAGUGGACUGCACGUGAUGAACCGACUCCAAAGUGUGAAAAGACGCAACAGUCGGCUGGCAAGGUUAUGGCAACAGUAUUUUGGGAUGCGCAUGGUAUAAUAUUCAUCGACUAUCUUGAAAAGGGAAAAAUCAUGAACAACGACUAUUACAUUGCGGUAUUGAAGCGUUUGCAUGACGAAAUCGCGAAAAAACGGCCCCAUUUGAAGAAAAAGAAAGUACUCUUUUAUCAAGACAACGCACCUUGUCACAAAUCAAUGAAAUGGCAAAAUUUCAUGAAUUGGGCUUCGAAUUACUUCCGCAGCCACCGUAUUCACCAGAUAUGACUCCCAGUGACUACCACCUGUUUGCUGACCUCAAGAGAAUGCUCCCUGGAAAGAAAUUUAGUACGAAUGAAGAGAUAAUAGCCGAAACUUAGGCUUAUUAUGAGGCUAAAGAUUUUUUUUAUUAUUUAAUGGCAUAGACAUUAGUCAUUCAGCCAGUUGAAUUAAAGAAUAUACAAUCCUAUCCCUAAUAAAAAACUUAAACAGAAUCAAUAUACUAAUACAAUAAAUAACACAAUACAAUAAUAAUACAAUAAAAAAAAUGAUGGAUUUCUGAUAAAAUGAUAUAACAUUUUUGAUAAAAAAGGAUGCAAAUCUGAACAUAAAUCAUAAAAAAUUUCACUCCCGCUUACAAAUCUUAUAGGGCCGUGCGUGUAUCUGACAAGAAAUGUAUAAUGAUAUUGUAUAUUUGUUGUGAGCCUGUAGCCUAAAGAUAAAUUGUAUUAUAAAAAUGGUAUUAAAAAGUUGUAUGACCGCUAUAAUCGUUGUGUCGUCCUCGAAGGUAACAAUAUUGAAUAAUAAAAUCAAAUUUUAUCAAAAACAAAAUUCUUUCUGUCAGCCUACGAACUUUUCAGCCUAACGAUUACAAAGUAAUUCGUGAAUAAUUUCAUGCAUGGGAAAAGAUAGAGUGGAAGAACUAUAGUUUUAUUGCCGCAUUUUACAUUUUCAAACCUCUGUCAGAAUCAACAAAAUCUCUGUGUGCGGAGUGAAGUAAAAUACUAUUAAUAAUUAAUGUUGCAGUGCUGUAUUUAACAAUUUGUUUAACUUAGAGAUGUUUUAAGUCUAGUUUAAAGACCUAUUUAUAUAGUUUUUAAAUUAUAGAUAGUUUAAAAUUCAACCAAAGCCCAUCUCAAACUUGAACUAGGUUUAAAAUGUUCAUAAAGCGUCUUUAAAUAAAGAUACACUCACCGUCAAAAGAUAAACAACAAAAAUUUGCGAAACUUUUUCAAAUUUCAAAUAAAUUUAUUUUUGGUGGUGAGUAUACAUGAUUUAAAAUAGUUAAUCUAAUGACUUUUAUGGAAAGUCUAUUUCCUACUAGGUUUUAAAAAUAUUUUAUGUGAAAAUAAUUAUAUAUUUAUUUUCGAUUAAUUCUUUGAAAUAUAUUUUUGAGUAGUGUUAAUUUAUACAAGUGUACAUAAUAUAGGAACUGUAUUCAGUACCUACUAUUAUUUCGUUUCAGCACACUAGCAGCUCCAGUUUAGUUAUGACAUAAUGAAUAUUAAGACAUGGAAAAUAUAUUUAUUCAUCUAUUUUA